AUGACACCAGGUGGAAAUAAUUAUGUCAGCAACGUCUGGAGAGAAAACAUCUUUGAUGGGACGGUUGUGUUUUGUACUGGUGGGGGUGGAGACAUCUGCAGCGCGCAGGUUAAGGCGCUCGUAUAUCUCGGUGCGAAUGCCUGCAUUAUUGGGCGGAAUAUCGAGAAAACAGAGAAAGUAGCCAGAGAUAUUGCAAUGGUGCGGCCUGGAGCGAAGGUUCUUGGGUACGGCUCAGUCGACGUGAGAAAUCCACGGCUUUUACGGGAAGCUGUUCAAAAGUGUGCGAGUGAGCUUGGAGGGAUCGAUUUUGUAAUUGCUGGAGCUGCAGGGAACUUCCUAGCACCUAUAACUCAGCUUUCGGAAAACGCAUUCAAGACGGUCGUUGAAAUAGACCUCGUGGGUGCGUUCAACACGUUAAAGGCAACGCUUCCCUUUCUACUCCAGUCUGCUUCCCGUGCCAAAAGCGAGAAGUCUGCCAGGUCUGGUGGACGCAUCAUCUUCCUCAGUGCAGCGACAUACUACACCGGUGUACCGCUCCAAGCCCACGCACUGGCAGCAAAAGCGGGUAUCGAUGUACUAGCGGCUAAUACGGCCAUUGAGCUUGGGCCACGAGGCGUGACGGCAAAUGUGAUUGCACCAGGGCCUAUUGCGAACACUGAAGGCAUGCGAAGGUUGACGAAACCCGGAAACGAGAAGUCUGUUGCUAGGAUUCCUUUAGGAAGAUUGGGUAAUGUCAGGGAGAUUGCGGAUGCCACCGUCUAUCUGUUUUCCGAUGCUGGGAACUAUGUCAAUGGCGAGAUCCUCGUAGUGGACGGAGGCGCUUGGCGCACGCAUGGUGGAGACUCAAGCUACGAUUUCGAGUAUCCUAAUUUUCUCUUAUCAGAUGAUAAUUUCGGUCGAUUGAGAACGACAAAGAUGUAA
Talaromyces proteolyticus is the source of this 921-nucleotide messenger RNA. Its product is annotated as oxidoreductase. Gene Ontology annotation, biological process: fatty acid catabolic process. The record is from RefSeq and is a predicted model, not a curated record. Gene Ontology annotation, molecular function: 2,4-dienoyl-CoA reductase (NADPH) activity. The transcript is spliced from 4 exons. The coding region runs from base 1 to 921 and encodes 306 amino acids. NCBI's taxonomy places the organism in Eukaryota, Fungi, Ascomycota, Eurotiomycetes, Eurotiales, Trichocomaceae.